Cercopithifilaria johnstoni is the source of this 1074-nucleotide messenger RNA. The record is from the annotation of a GenBank genome assembly. NCBI's taxonomy places the organism in Eukaryota, Metazoa, Nematoda, Chromadorea, Rhabditida, Onchocercidae.
AUGGAUGGUUUUUACUUAUUGCUGUAUUUGUCGAUUGCAAUGUUUGUUGGAAGUUUUUUGGCUGGAUUAAUACCUCUUGCAUUCAACAUGUCCGAGGGACGGACACGUUUAUUGAGCACAUUUGGAGCAGGUUUAUUGGUUGGCACAGCUUUGUCCGUAAUUAUUCCAGAAGGUGUUGAAGCGUUAUAUAUUGUUCAUGCUGGAAAGCAUUGGCCGGAAGCUGUACAGAAUGAAGGUAUGAGCCAAAUUGUUUUUGAAAAUCAACGUGAUGUACCGAACCCGUUGAAACGACCUACUGCGUCAAAUCUAGAAGUUUUCGACAAAAAUGAUAUUAGGAAAGGGAUGGCACGACAAGUGCGGCAAAUUCCUGCUAUGGGCAGAAAAGAAAUCAAUGAGCAUGGACAUCUCGAAAAACCAUUUAAUUUCAAUGAAAUAAACCAAUCAAUUGGGUAUUCAUUAGUUAUUGGCUUUUUAUUUAUGUUUCUUAUUGAUCAAAUUUCGAAAUCCUUGUCAUCCAAAGGCGGUGACCGUACACAGUUUAAACUAACAGCAACAAUUGGUUUGGUAGUGCAUGCAGCUGCUGAUGGAGUCGCUUUUGGCAGCGCAUCUGCAACAAAUCGCACUGGUGUGCAAUUUAUUGUCUUUCUUGCUAUAAUGCUUCAUAAGGCUCCAGCCGCGUUCGGCUUGGUCAGUUUUCUUUUGGUGGAAGGUAUUGAACGGUUCAGAAUACGUCGUCAUUUAACUAUCUUCUCAAUUGCAGCCCCAGUGGCUGCACUGGUCACAUACUACCUGAUUGUUGCUGUUGAAAGCGAUAAGUUCUCAGCAGAUUCGGCAACUGGAACACUUAUGUUAUUUUCGGCUGGAACAUUUCUAUACGUUGCAACUGUGCAUAUACUUCCUGAGUUGAUGGAUUCCAACGUCAAAGAUUAUCAGUUAGCGAGCAAUAUUACAGAAGGUAUUAGUCGAGGAUACAGUGAAUCAAAAACAUCGUUAAAGAUCAUCGAGUUAAUUUCAGUUAUCGUUGGCGCAAUUAGUCCGACAUUUUUACUCAGCAGCCAUUCUCAUUCUCACUAA